GUGCAUAACCAGUCUAAAGUCCGUCAAAAGCUGCUCCGCAUACAGAUCAGAGGGAUUUCACAACAUAGCAGACUGCUACAUUAAACCAAGAUGGUGAUUAUGUCUGGAACAUACACGCUGGGGAUCAUAUGUCUGGUCCUUCUGAUUGUUCUGUUGGCCUGCAUCAUGUACCAUCCACUGAAGAAAUACUUUCAGGACUGGAACGAUUUGAGGCCAAUCCCUGGAGUGGAUGGAGCUUAUCCAAUCAUUGGGAAUGCACUUCUGUUCAGCACMAAUGCAGGAGAUUUCUUCAACCAGAUUAUUGAAGGCACUAAGGAGUUCAGACAUUUACCAUUGCUGAAGGUUUGGGUUGGACCCCUGCCAUUGGUGGUCUUAUUUCAUGCAGAGACUGUGGAGGCGAUUCUGCACAGUUCCAAACACAUAGACAAGGCCUAUUUCUAUAGGUUUAUGCAGCCUUGGCUGGGGACUGGCCUGCUCACCAGCACAGGGGAUAAGUGGCGUGGCAGAAGGAAGAUGUUGACCCCGACUUUCCAUUUCUCCAUCUUGGCUGAGUUUCUGGAGGUGAUGAAUGAGCAGGCUGAGGUUUUAACACAGAAACUGGAGAAGCAGGCGGGAGGAGAUCCAUUCAACUGUUUUAGCUACAUCACACUCUGUGCUUUGGACAUUAUUUGUGAAACGGCAAUGGGAAAGAACAUCUACGCACAAAGUAACAGUGAGUCUGAGUACGUCCGCAGUGUGUACAAAAUGAGUGACAUCAUCGGUCGUCGCCAGAGAGCCCCCUGGUAUUGGUCAGACUUCAUCUACAGUCUGUUAUGGGAGGGGAAGGACCAUGACAAUAGACUGAGGAUCCUCCAUUCAUUCACUCAGAGUGUGAUCAAGGAGAGAGCAGAAAGCAUGGAGAAUGCAGGUUCUGACAGUGAAUCUGACCAUGGCAUCAAAAGGAGAAGACUUGCCUUCCUGGACAUGCUGUUAAAAGCCACUGAUGAGGAGGGAAAUUACUUGAGCCAUAGUGAUAUCCAAGAGGAGGUGGACACCUUUAUGUUUGAGGGCCAUGACACCACAGCAGCCUCUAUGAACUGGGCCCUUCACCUACUGGGAUCCUACCCCGAGGUCCAGACCAAGGUCCAGGAGGAGCUCCAAGUGGUGUUUGGUUCCUCCAACCGUUCCGUCACCGUCGAUGACCUGAAGAGGUUACGUUACCUUGAAUGCGUCAUCAAGGAGACCCUUCGCCUCUUCCCCGCCGUGCCCAUGUUCGCACGCACCGUAAGCGACGACUGUCACAUCAAUGGCUUUAAAAUUCCUAAAGGAGUGAAUGCCCUGAUCAUUCCCUUCGCCCUGCACCGUGAUCCACGAUACUUCCCGGAUCCCGAGGAGUUCCGGCCAGAGCGUUUCCUGAUAGAGAACAGCACAGGACGACAUCCCUACGCAUACAUCCCAUUCUCCGCUGGACCCAGGAACUGCAUCGGCCAGCGGUUUGCCAUGAUGGAGGAGAAGGUGGUGCUGUCUUCGGUGUUGCGUCACUUCUCCGUGCGGUCCUGCCAGAGCCGAGAGGAGCUGAGACCUCUGGGUGACCUCAUACUCCGACCAGAGAAGGGUAUUUGGAUUACGCUAGAGAAGAGACAUUGCUAGAGAAGAGAUGCUAGUCUCCCCCGGCAAACAGCUUCUAAUAUAAUACUAUGGUACUUUGUCAUGCUAGAGAAGAGUUGCAAGCCUCACAUGGCUAACAGCUUCCACUAUGGUACUUUGUCAUGCUAGAGAAGAGAUGCUAGCCUCCCCCGGCUAACAGCUUCCACUAUAAUACUAUGGUACUUUGUCAUGUCGUAAUACAUUGUUUUGUUGUAGCCUCUUUCUCAAGUGUUUUUUUAAUAAAUACAAAUGAUGUAUGAAGGUUAAAUUGUUUUCUUUGGUUGAAUAAAGUAAAACAAAGAGAUUCUGUCUGGAUAAAUAUAUUUGCUAAAUCAGUGUUUCUGACCUAAUGAUUCAGCUCCAGUGGCGACCCGUAAUUCAGGGCAGGUGAGGCAGAGCCCUGUUCAGCAAAAAUAAAAAGUGCCUGUUAUUUUGGCUUUAAUAUGUAUCACAUCAGUUUGCAAACAAUGUKAAAAUAUKUAUAAUUGAGUUAAUAAAGCCGCUUACAAACAUGG
Molecule: messenger RNA, 2141 nt
Organism: Salvelinus sp. IW2-2015
Lineage: Eukaryota; Metazoa; Chordata; Actinopteri; Salmoniformes; Salmonidae
Gene: cyp4v2b
Product: cytochrome P450, family 4, subfamily V, member 2b
Molecular function (GO): monooxygenase activity; iron ion binding; oxidoreductase activity, acting on paired donors, with incorporation or reduction of molecular oxygen
Source: RefSeq, a predicted model, not a curated record